UUCAUUUUUUUCCCCAAGGUGCAAAUUCUAAUACUGGUUUUAGCAACCUUUGUUCCUUGUACUGCUCAAAUAGACAUCAUCCAUUACUUCUACUUCAGUUGUUAAUUCCCUAGUUAUGCCUGAAGGGAAUGUUUAAAAAGAAAAUUUCUGUGUAACUGGCUAGUCUGCAGAAAUCGUAUCUCUUUCAGGAUGGUUUGGGUUUGGGUUUUGGUUUUGGUUUAGUUUUUCUUGCAGACUGAAGAAUAUAGGAAUGAGAUCUAGGCAUCUCAGCUUUGCUUGUACUGACUCUGACAGCCAACAGCUCUGUGUUCCAGCAGUGACUUCAGAAUUGUUAAUAAAUGAGCCAGUAGUCCUGCAUGUUGCCAUCUUAAUGAGACCAUAUAUUAAUCAAUGAUCUUUAACUGUUCAUGAAGUACUCAUUAACCUGUUUUUCUCUUGUGGCUAAUAUCCAUUUUUAAAAUGUCCUAAAGUGAAUACUAAUACAUACAUUGACACUUAACCUGCAAGUGCACCUUCUUGUUUGAUAGACUAGUAUUUAAAACAGCUGAAAUUUGGACAUUUCCCACAUACCUUGUUUUUGGGAAACACAGUCAUCUUCCUGGAACUUAGAUUUCAGUCCAGCCAAAAUGUUUGUAAGAUUCCUUAGUCUGAUCUCCCUUUUCUGGCAUUAUCAAGGACAGGUCUUGACUUCUGUGUAAUAUGAAAUGCUGUGAAACCACAGUGAAAUCUUUACUGCCUCAGGAAGCAAAUGUGAAUCAUGUUGAGGUAUCAGCUGAAUGGAUCAAGCUUAGAUGGUUUGAUCUGGUCUAGAAGGAUGUGCCUUCUAAAACAUUUUGAAGUAAUUUGAAGGUAAGUUUGUAUAUGAGCAGGUAAGGGUUGUUAUUAUGAUUGCUACCAUAGUUAUUUUUUAACUGACUUUGAGAGCAGAGAAUGUGCAUAGGGAGUUACGCUAUGAUUGUUAAUUUUGACAACGUCCCAGGAAAAGUGUUGUCCCAGAAUUCUUGCCCUGCUCUGGCUGCCUACAGACUCUCCCUGAAGACAUCUAGAUAUGCUCUCCUUAGAAGGGUCUCCUCUUGGACGUAUCCUGACUCAUUAGGCACCUUCUUUGGAGUCAGCUCUUCUCCAAAUAAAGGUGGGUAGGUACAUGUCAUUCUGUUUCAACAGAAGCUUUUGUUUGUUAAUUAUUUUUUAAUUAUUAUUUUUAGGAACUUGUUGAUGUAGUGCCUUGGAGUGUCUGUGGUAAGUCAUGGUGAUGCAGAGUGGUUGGUGCAGGGCUGUGGCAGGGCAGCUCACGACUGACAGCUGCUGGUGAAUAAGAGAGCUGCCUGGAGACCUCCCCUGACUGCAGGCCAGCUUUGACAGAGAAAGUGGGAACUGGCAGGUGACAAGCAGAACUAACUGAGUAAUCCAGCUGUCUUUCAGUAACAUGCCUGUUUCUGACACUCAUUUGACACAGGUCAGUUUUGAAGUCUGGGUGAAUUAGGUGCAAUUCUGCAAAUCCAAACUUCAUUGAUUGCAGCUUCAUGGAUUGAGUACCCUAAAAAAUCACAGUCAGAAGAUUAAUAGAUCUGUGAUGCUAAAGAAAAGCAAGGAAAAUAAAUAGACUGUUUUCAGGCAUGCUUUCCUUGGGAGGUUGAGAUAAAGUGAAACAGUUUUAAGGGUGAUUAAGAGGCUGAAAAUUACUUCAGGGUACAGAACUUAAGGAUAUCAUCAACAGUUGGAACUGAGCAGCAAGAAGUAGUGUUAAAAUGGAAGGAAUAAUUGUAAUCCUAGUAACAGCUUAGAGGAGUAACUGUAAUCUCCAAUUACACAUAGAACAAUUUCCCAACACUUGUCAUGGCCUAUGAGUUGUCAAAAAUCUGGAAAUCCAGAUGGAUUCUUUCUUUCUCUUAAGGUUAGGAAACAGGCAUCUUAGGGUAGCAACUAUGAACAGUGAAUCCCAACAGAAAACCCAUAUGUGGAAGCUACUACUCCCUUGUCAGCAUAUCUGCUUCCCUUGACGGCAUCAGUAAAUACAUGCAGAGGCUGUAGAGGCUCUAUGGCUUUGCUUUGAUAGUCGUCUGACACACUAGCAGUGUUUGCAUUUGGAAGUGAGUGCCUCCAGGAAUUGGAGAUACUAAACACCAGAGCUCCUGACACAUUGUUCUUCUCCUGAGUGUCUGGCUCAUCAAGGAAAGCCCAGGGGGUUUAUUUUUAGGUCUAAGCUGUAUAGUGAUACCUGUUGGAAGUAGCACAAUGAAAGUCCAGGCUACCUGGUAGAAUUUCUUCCCUUGUUUCCAUGACUUUUGCCAAUCAAACAAAUUCAAAGUAGAAUUUCUUCCCUUGUCUCCAAACUUUUGCCAAUCAAAGUGUAAGCUUCUCUCACACCCUGAAAUCAUGGCCCCUAACUUGUUGCUAGGACUCCAGAGUCCCUUUUUGUCUGCAUUUUAGGUAGCUGGGAGAGGCGUUUGGCUUUUUACUGUACUGGCAUCAAGAGACACAAGACCAGUGCUUUCAGUUUAUACCUUCACCUAAGUACUUGAGGUUUUGCUUCAGUGAGAAAUGUGAUUCUUUGCUUUGUUUAUCAGCUUCUGAUUAGGAUUGCAUAGGGCAGUUCUCCUGGGCAGUCUCAUCAGUCCCUGAUCUGCUGUUCAGAUGAACCCCUGCCCUUCUCAACCACUCUGCCAAACCCCACAUCUCAGAUUUGUUAGGUACUGGAAGAAAAAAUUCUUUCUGAUCCUUCUUUAAUAUGAGCAGUGAGAUGAUUAAAAUUUCUUGCAUAUGUCUAUUAGAGGCUUAUCUUUGUCCUUAAAGAUAAAUCCCAAGCCCUUCCCUAACCCAAAUGAAAGCAGUUCAAAGGAGAUAAAAAUCAUGAACAGCAUCAGAAAUAGCAUAUUGAUAAUCUGAGGUGUGUAUAGAAAAGUCCCACAGCAAGAAUUCCUAAGUGUUGUCUGUUUGAAUACAUAUUUAAAUAUAUUUAAAGUGUGUGUCCCAAGAAGCCACUAGAUGAAAGGCACUUUGCUGGGUGCCUAUGUGCAUGAACACCUUUAAAAAAACUCACACUAGUCUGUGAUCCGAGCUACUGAUGAGACUGACAUUUGUGAGAGAGGCAGGGAUUCAUCUCAUUCCACCUGAACUUCCUGAUCUCGCCUGACCCGAGAUGAGGACAUCACACCUCUCUGCCUGCAUGAUCUCCUCCAGUCCAUUAGUAAACUAGUUUGAAAUGUAAUGGGAAGGAGGUACAGAGCCAAGGAAAUCUUUAACUUGAUGAUGCUCAUCAGUAGGAGUAAUCUAUUCACACAGAAGCAUCCCAAGUGGUAUUGAUGUGCUAUUUUUUCAAGGCUGUCCUUAAAAGCAAACUGUUUAAUACUGUAAGCUAUUUAUACACAUAAUUUAUAAAAAAACUCACUGCCAGGGACAGGCAUUUGACUUUUUAAUAAUUUGUAAAAAUUUUCAUGAUGUGGGGCAACUCAUAUUCUCUGUAUGUGUCUUUCAGUUUAACAUCUUAUGUAUUUAAAAUUACCUUGGAUUAUUCCUUCCAGCAGGUUAUACCCAUGAGACAUACUGUCAGGGCUAGCUGGCAUGUUGCAGUUCUGCAGGCAAGGCAAGAACUGCACGGAUACUGCAAAAAAAGACACUGACUCCCUCAAAACUGUACUACAGGCAACUUUAGCACCCCCUGAUGUUUUCCAACAACUUCCAUCUCUAGCACCACUAAAACACACCCCAAAGAAUGGAUGCACAUAUGUGAAAUGUGUAAACCUCUUGCCAUCACCUUUUUUAGCAGACAGAAAAGUGGUGUCCCACUUUGUGGCUUUGGUAAUACAGGUGUCUGGUCAGCAGAUCCACCAGAGUACUGCUGCUGGGCUCAGCAGCACUGCACAACACACUCUGCAGCUUGGGCUCCUGGCCAAAGGCCCCAGGGUUGGGGUUCUCACCCACACCCACAGCUGGAGGCCUUGGCUCAGUCAGUGCCCAAUGGGAUGCUGGAGCAGCACACACAGCACGGGCAGGGAUCAAAUUCCUGGCACUGGAGGAAUAAGAUUGACAGCAACUGAGAGAGCUUUACUUGUAAAAUGGUCCUGAAAGGUGCCCUGGAAAAAAAAAACGUUUAAAUAGAGGAAAGAAGCUGAGUCCCUGGAGUUGCUCAGCUACUUUUUAUUGCUGCAGAUGCUGCUGGCAGCCUCAUUCACUGGGAGACGUAUCCAAAGUGGUUGAGCUCAAAGUGUAUCUUGGCAGGGGCCCAAACACACAGGGUUCAUGUUCAGACCUGGCACCUCAGUGUGCCUUCAGACAAUCCAAAGGCCCCCUAGAUCCUUCUGCCUCCACAAUGGUCACAGACACCUUUUUCCUCUGGCCUUUGUAUUUAGUCCCUGCUGCUUGAAAGUAUUUUAAAAUGGCAAUCCCUCAGAAAAGUUCACCUGCAGCAGUAGGGUUUGAGCAUGAAGGUAAGUGAAAAGAGACUGGCUGUUUCACACUGGCACACGCAUGCAGAGUAUGUAGAGGGAAGGCAGUAUUCUGGGAGGGUCAAACUUGAGUGUGGCAAGCGUGCACCAGGCUGGGGACCUGUGUGGCUGAUAGGAGAGUUUCAAAGCUGCUUUUGGAAGUGGGGAGCGUGCUGAGUUGAUUGAGGUGAGCGCCAGGGCACAGUGAUGGAUGUCUGAGGAUUCUGUUUAUUCUUACCCUAAAAGCACUGAUAGUCUCUAAACCCAGUCCUAAUGGUGUGGGAACCCAUCUUCUGUGCAAUGAAAUUCAAGCUGGUGCCCUCAUGCACAUGAAUGCCACUCAGUAGGAAGGGAGCCCUGUGGGGAAGGAGUGUCCCAUUUUGAAAACCAAACGGCAGCCCCAGUGUUAUUUCCUCACAGCUUCGAGUUGGCAUGUAAGUCAAUAAAAAUCCGUCAGCUCACAUCCUUCCCAGAAAUGCCAGUCAAAACCCAAGCAGCUAUUCACCCAAAGUACCAAUUUUAUAGUUCUGUGUGUGUGUGUCUAUAAUCUAUUUACCAGCAUUCCUAUUUCAGUAUGUGCCUGUUAAUAAGAUUAGUAAUUAAAAGGCUUGAUAGGGAAUUGGCAAGCGUAGCUCCUCCGCCUUUCCCUCCCCUCCAAGCCGGACUGGCGUGGAGUGUGAGGCACGGUUGGCAGAAUACCUGAGGGAGUGAAGGCAGGAGGCUCUGCUGAAACCUCUGCCUGCAAGAUGGCAAUGGAGAAAUCCCGACCCUUAUGGGACAAUCCCCUACAGUUUGUUUUUGCCUGCAUUUCCUAUGCUGUGGGGCUAGGAAAUGUGUGGAGGUUUCCAUACUUAUGUCAGAUGUACGGAGGAGGUGGCUUUUUGAUCCCAUACCUUAUCAUGCUGAUUGCUGAGGGGAUGCCGCUGCUGUACUUGGAGUUGGCUGUGGGGCAGCGAAUGCGGCAGGGCAGCAUCGGUGCCUGGAAAAUAAUAAGCCCCUACCUCUGUGGUGUUGGAGUUGCCAGUGUUGUCGUCUCCUUCUUCCUCUCCAUGUACUACAAUGUGAUAAAUGCCUGGGCCUUCUGGUACCUCUUCCACUCCUUCCAGGACCCCCUGCCAUGGGCCACCUGCCCCCUCAACAGCAACCGCACGGGCUACGUGGAGGAGUGCGAGAAGACAUCGUCCACGCAGUACUUCUGGUACCGGCAGACCCUGAACAUCUCUCCGUCGCUGGAGGCCAGCGGGAGCGUGCAGUGGGAGCAGGCGCUGUGCCUGACGCUGGCCUGGCUCGUGGUUUACCUCUGCAUCCUCCGCGGCACCGCCUCCACCGGCAAGGUUGUCUAUGUGACAGCCUCUUUGCCAUACUGUGUUCUCAUCAUAUAUCUCAUCAGAGGAUUAACACUUCAUGGAGCUGUGAAUGGGCUUGUCUACAUGUUCACACCAAAGCUGGAGCAGCUGUCAAACCCCAAGACCUGGAUCAGCGCUGCCACGCAGAUCUUCUUCUCGCUGGGCCUUGGUUUCGGCAGCCUCAUCGCCUUUGCCAGCUACAACGAGCCCAGCAACAACUGCCAGAGACACGCCAUCAUCGUGUCCCUCAUCAACAGCACCACCUCCAUAUUUGCCAGCAUUGUCACUUUCUCCAUCUACGGCUUCAAGGCGACCUUUAACUACGAGAGCUGUAUCAACAAGGUGAUCCUGCUGCUGCUGAAUGCUUUUGACCUGGAGGAAGGCUCUUUAACAGCAGACAACCUCAAUGAGAUGAAAGAUUACCUCAUGACCACCUACCCACAGGAGUAUGCCCAAUUAGCACCACAGAUUAAAAACUGCAGCUUGGAAGCUGAGCUAGACACGGCUGUCCAGGGCACGGGACUGGCAUUUAUAGUCUAUUCGGAAGCGAUCAAAAACAUGGAGGUGCCCCAGCUGUACUCUGUGCUCUACUUCUUCAUGCUGCUGAUGCUGGGCAUUGGCAGCAUGCUGGGGAACACGGCUGCCAUCCUCACACCACUGACCGACAGCAAGGUCAUUGCCUCCCGCUUUCCCAAGGAGGUGAUCUCAGGUGUUGUGUGUUUCAUGAAUUGUAUAAUUGGCCUGAUCUUCACCAUGGAGGCUGGAAAUUACUGGUUUGACAUCUUCAAUGACUACGCAGCCACCCUCUCCCUGCUGCUCAUCGUGCUGGUGGAAACCAUCGCUGUGUGUUACAUCUACGGGAUAAGGAGAUUUGAGAAAGAUCUUUACACCAUGAUUGGACGCAAGCCAAACUGGUAUUGGAAAAUUAUGUGGGCUUUUGUUAGUCCACUGCUCAUUAUAAGCCUAUUUAUUUUUUACCUCACCGACUAUAUCCUCACAGGAACGUUGCAAUACCAAGCAUGGGAUGCCACACAGGGGCAGCUGGUGACCAAGGAUUACCCAGGCUAUGCCCUGGCUGUGAUCGGGCUGCUGGUGGCAGCAUCCACCAUGUGCAUACCCCUGGGAGCACUAGUGACUUUUAUAAGGAAGAGACUGAAGAGGGAACGAGUUUCAACUGUUGCAUGAAAGCUGACAGCUGGACUUGGGAAGACCUUACCCUUGUCACCAGUGACUGGGCACUUCUGGAAGACAGCAGCAACCAUUA
This is a messenger RNA of Cyanistes caeruleus (blue tit), 7034 nucleotides long. It is a transcript of the gene SLC6A20, whose product is annotated as solute carrier family 6 member 20. Gene Ontology annotation, molecular function: proline:sodium symporter activity; L-proline transmembrane transporter activity. The record is from RefSeq and is a predicted model, not a curated record. Lineage: Eukaryota; Metazoa; Chordata; Aves; Passeriformes; Paridae. Gene Ontology annotation, biological process: sodium ion transmembrane transport; L-proline import across plasma membrane; glycine transport. Gene Ontology annotation, cellular component: apical plasma membrane; plasma membrane.